AUGGUGACUGCUUGGCUUGCACUCAGCAUUAAUAUUAUCACGUCGAUCGUGAUUAUCAUCGCCGAUCUCAUCCUUUUGUGUAGGUUCUGCAUUCGACACCGCGAAUACAAGAUGUACUCCAUGCAGAAGCAAUUCCAGGCAUCACGUGAUUCGGCCACUUACGCACGCACUCCCGCACUCGCCAUUUAUCUCAUCGGAAGACAGUUAGGAAUGAGCGACGAAGAGAUUCUCGCCGAAUACGAGAAGGAUUGGGGCGAACGAAAGCUCAUCGUUGAGUCAAUUCUGGGCAAAGAGGACGAGGAUGAGCUGUGCCGUUUCUUUCUGCGCAACUACAUGUCACGCUUUAUGCAGUACGGAUACGCCGAAGAAGCUCUCAUGAUCUCGGCGCUCAGGCAAAAAGCGAUUGAUGAGCAACAAAUGAUGGCGUCGAUUGGGAUGAAA
This is a messenger RNA of Mesorhabditis belari, 441 nucleotides long. Lineage: Eukaryota; Metazoa; Nematoda; Chromadorea; Rhabditida; Rhabditidae. The record is from the annotation of a GenBank genome assembly.